AUGUUUGGCAAUUAUCGCUGGCCAGUCGCAAUGUCUCGCGGAAACGACUUGGAUGCGGAUCUGGAGGUGGAUCUCCCAGGCGGGGAUAGCCACUCGGCGGCCACCACAGUGGAAUUGGAGGAGCGUCCUGGGAAGCCGAAGGUGCGAUUCUUUAGCAUUGGUCCAAGUAGCUACCAGGUGCGGUGUCCUUUGUGCCAGCAAGAUUCCAAAACGGAAACGGUGGAGAUGACAGGAGCAUUGGGGCAACUAAGUUGCCUUCUAUCUGCUUUAUCCUGUUGCUUUCCCAUCUUCGCCCUGACUUUUGUUUACUCCUGUUUGCAAAGUCGCCUCAAGUCGAAGCGUGUUUUCUGCAGCCGAUGCGGUGGUCACUUGGGCUUCCACUGGCGUCCCACUUAGACUUAGUUGGCUCUCUAGAACCCGCAAAAGUGAUCUAUAAAUAAACCGACAGCUGUUGUCAAAUUUUUUAAUAA
Drosophila ficusphila is the source of this 470-nucleotide messenger RNA. RefSeq lists its product as uncharacterized. The record is from RefSeq and is a predicted model, not a curated record. The coding region runs from base 1 to 396 and encodes 131 amino acids. The transcript has 2 exons. Lineage: Eukaryota; Metazoa; Arthropoda; Insecta; Diptera; Drosophilidae. Gene Ontology annotation, molecular function: zinc ion binding.